GUCGUAAUUCAAGGAAGUCAAGUUGUACUAUUACAUAUGUCCAGACGCAGAUAUACACAGAUAUCAAUGAAGUCCAGUUGUACAUAACUUUCUCGCAGGCCUAUUCCAUGAUUUCCUUCGUUUUUCGCAUGAACGUUUCGAUUGCGAUGCGAAAUCACUCUUCCCACACCCUAAACAGAGCGUUCGGGAGAGACAGGGAUUGAGCGCAGGCGGCGGGAAGAUGGAAGGGAUUAAUGGGACGGAGAAGAGGCAGCGCGUGGACUGCGGCGGCGGGGAGAAAGCGGCGCCGCUGUUCAGCCACGAGGAGGUGGGGGAGAUAGAUGGGCUGACGGUAGGGGAUGAUUACGUGGAGGUGACGUGUGGGUGCACCAGCCACCGGUACGGUGAUGCCGUUGGAAAGCUUAGGGUUUUCUCCACUGGCGAGCUUGUAAUCGCCUGUGAAUGCAUACCUGGUUGCCAAGAAGAUAAGAUGACACCAGCUGCUUUUGAGAAGCAUUCCGGGAGAGAAACUGCUAGGAAAUGGAAGAACAAUAUUUGGGUAAUAGUUAAUGGUGAGAAGGUUCCUGUGGUAAAAACUGCGCUGCUCAAGUAUUAUAAUCAAUCUUCAAAGCAUGCAAAUGGUUCAAAUAAGUCUAAUAAUGCAAAAGUGUGCCAUCGUGAUGAAUUCAUCCGGUGUACCGUGUGUAAUAAAGAGCGCAGAAUCCGUCUUCGAACACAGGAGGAAUGCAGAAGUUUCCACAAUGCUCUGGCAGAUGCUAACUGGAAAUGCUCUGAUAUGCCUCAUGACAAAGUGACAUGCACGGACGAGGAAGAGCGAGGAAGCAGGAGAGUGUACAGAGGAUGUUCCCGUUCUCCUACAUGCAGAGGGUGCACCACCUGCGUCUGUUUUGGAUGCCAUGUCUGCCGCUUUCCUGACUGCACCUGCCAGUCUUGCAUUGAUUUCACUACCAAUGUCGUCAAAGCUUCAACUGAAUAGUCCUCGUUUUCUUUCUGUGAUUCCAUUUCAAACACUCUCCCCCUCUGCACGGGCAUGUCUGGCUGGCUGGGAGUUGUUUCAAUCCUAAUUCGAUCUCUUUCUAAAGCAACAGUUGUAAGCCAAUUUUUAGUAGACCUUUUGGUUCAUUCAUUCCGAAUAGUUUUUACCCAGCAGGCCCAGUAUUCUUUUGGGUUUUGGUUGAAGAUUGAUGAUGAUAACUAGAAUUUUGAAGGAAAGAAAAUGCUCAAAACAUGAC
This is a messenger RNA of Cuscuta epithymum, 1232 nucleotides long. Lineage: Eukaryota; Viridiplantae; Streptophyta; Magnoliopsida; Solanales; Convolvulaceae. The record is from the annotation of a GenBank genome assembly.